AUGACUCAAACAAAGGCCACCAACAUCGUAUGGCACGACGGUGCCUUCACCCGUCCAGAACGUGAAGCUCUCGCUAAGCAAAAAGGCUUGACCGUAUGGUUUACCGGCCUCUCAGCCUCUGGCAAAUCCACAAUUGCAUCAGCUCUCGAGCAGCAUUUACUUGUACUGGGUCUUCGUGCGUACCGACUAGACGGAGACAAUAUACGGUUUGGAUUGAACAAGGAUCUUGGUUUCUCGCCUGAAGAUCGUGUGGAAAACAUUAGAAGGAUUGGAGAAGUCGCAAAGCUAUUCGCAGAUUCAGCUACGAUUUCAUUGACGUCCUUCAUAUCACCAUACAAAGCUGAUCGAGAACUGGCUAGAAAGUUACAUGAUGCUGCUGGAUUGCCGUUUGUUGAGGUGUAUGUUGAUGUGCCUAUAGAAGUAGCUGAGACGCGGGAUCCAAAGGGAUUGUACAAGAAGGCUCGAGCUGGAUUGAUCAAAGAGUUCACUGGAAUUGAUGCCCCAUAUGAAGCGCCUGAGUCUCCUGAAAUACAUUUACGGGCUGAUCAAGUCUCUGUUGAAGAGGCCGUGCAGAUCGUGUUUGAGUAUUUGGUAUCCAAAGACCUUGUACCUGCCAAGAACUAG
Synchytrium microbalum is the source of this 624-nucleotide messenger RNA. It is a transcript of the gene MET14, whose product is annotated as adenylyl-sulfate kinase. Gene Ontology annotation, molecular function: adenylylsulfate kinase activity; ATP binding. The coding region runs from base 1 to 624 and encodes 207 amino acids. Gene Ontology annotation, biological process: sulfate assimilation. Lineage: Eukaryota; Fungi; Chytridiomycota; Chytridiomycetes; Synchytriales; Synchytriaceae. The record is from RefSeq and is a predicted model, not a curated record. The transcript is spliced from 5 exons.